Notechis scutatus (mainland tiger snake) is the source of this 683-nucleotide messenger RNA. Lineage: Eukaryota; Metazoa; Chordata; Lepidosauria; Squamata; Elapidae. The record is from RefSeq and is a predicted model, not a curated record.
CUUGAUUUCAAGCCAUCUGCAUGUUUGAUGCACCCUCUCUGCUAUGGAAUCCUGGCCUACGCUGGGCUGGCUCCUCUUCCUUAGCUUAAUUGCUGACUGCCUGAAGGGAACACGAGCGCGAGACUUUACAGUGAAAGAUAUUGUGUACCUUCAUCCUUCAACAACUCCGUAUCCUGGUGGAUUCAAAUGUUUUACCUGUGAACAAGCAGUUGAUAACUACGAAUGCAACCAGUGGGCUCCAGAUGUGUACUGUCCAAGAGCAACAAGAUAUUGCUAUUCUCAACAUACCCUGGAAGCCAAUGGAAAGAGUGUAUCAGUCACCAAGAGAUGCGUGCCACUGGAAGAUUGUUUGACUACGGGAUGCAUCGCUCUCCAGCAUAAAGGACUCAAGGUAUGCACUUCUUGUUGUGAAGGAAACAUCUGCAACUUGACAUUACCUAGGAAUUCAAGCGAUGCCAUAUUUUCAACAACAACACCUAUAAAUCAUACGCAGAGACAUUGGCAAGAUGCAUCUGUAAUAAUGUUAGGUCUCCUGUCUCUCUUUGCUACGUAGUCCUUUUUGGAUAAAUUACCAACUAAACAUCAAGGAAAUCCAAUGGGAUGAAAAUAUUUAUGCACACAAAUGUGACCUUAAUUUAAUAUAUGUUUUUCAAUGCUUUCUUCUUCUUUUAGUGACAUUUUAA